UAAUAUAAUGAAAAAUAAAUGUGUUAUUAUGAAGGUCGGGUGGUAAGUGGAGAGAGUCGUCCCUGAGCCAUGGUGCGCAGUUGUGAUGCGCGAAAGUAUUACGGCGUCGGGAGUCAGUCAACUCGGUGACGUUCUACAGUGAAUGUCGUAUGGUGAAUUUGUUAUGCCGGUAUUUACGAAACUGAAACGAAGUGGUAAUUUAACGCAUACACAUGUAUUUUCAAGAGUGUAUCGUGUAAUUAUAAUAAUAGUUUAAUCGUUAAACGCAUCAAAUAGGCGUAGUUAAGAAGAAAAAGAUACGAGUUGCAGUUGGGGCGUCUCUACAAACUAGAGCAGCGAACAAUGUAAAGUCGAUAUUUUUACAAAUUUCAUGUGAUGUAUGUGCAAUCCAUAGGCGAAGGAUAAUCAAUCAAGAGAAGAGAUUAAAUUGAUCAAAAUGAUUUAUAUAAACGAAUAUGAUUUGAUUUGAGAAUGUAUCCAUAUAGUGGUUCAUAAUCGUGACGAAUGAAUCGUGAAAGCAUUAUCGAAAUAAAAUUUCUACUUUUCUUCGCGAACGAAUAGUGAAUAAGCGUACGUUGUCAUUUUCGUUCCGUUAUUAUUGCUAAAGACUUGAAAGAAAAAUAUACAGAAAGAUAGACAGAUAUAAUAUUAUAUUAGGCGUGGAACGAAAGGUAUGUUGAAAAAAAAAAAUCAUAAGAAGAAGGCAUAGUGCAAACGAUUGAAAAAAUUAGGAAAGAAAAAAAAUACAAUCGAAAUAAGGAAAAGAGAGAAAGAGGGGAGCCAGGAUCGGUUGGAAGAGAGUCGGACGGUCGAGGUCGUCGGUGAAGUAGAAGGCGCGAAGCGCGCGCGCGACGAGUUUCUCGUCGUGACGAGUCGUGAGGAUGGAGGACGAGUUACGAUGCCCUUGUUGUAAAGAAUUGUUCGUUGAACCGGUGCUAUUACCAUGCUGGCAUGCUCUUUGUCUUGCGUGCGCGGUUAAUCUGCAAGCACCACCGGAUUCACCUCCAGAAUCGACGACUGACUCGUCGAAUGCACCGGGAUCUGAUCAGGAAGCGGAUAAACUUUCGAUUCUUUCCGAAACGGAUUCUGGUGUAGUGUGCAGCAGCACAUCAACUAGCUCGCGACCAGGAAGCUAUGUCGGCACACCCGGAAACGGAGGUUUUCCACCAUCAGGCGGCACUUUAUGCCUCUCCUGUCCUGUUUGUCAGAAAACCGUUUAUUUUGACGAAGGAGGAGCUCACAAUUUACCCAAAUACAGGGCAAUGCAACAUAUCGUAGAAAAAUAUCAAGAAUCGAGAAACACGAGACUGCAAUGUCAAAUGUGUGAGGCUGAACCCCGGGACGCUACCGUCGCCUGCGAACAGUGCGAGGUUCUGUAUUGCGACGCGUGCAGAGAAUCGUGUCAUCCAAAGAGGGGACCUUUGGCGACGCAUAACUUGGGCCCGCCUCGAGGCAGCUGGCAAUCGAAUGGAGGAGGUAAAGGUGUUCGCGGUUCGAACGCGGAAACUACGCCUCUCUGUACCGAUCAUAACGGCGAACCGUUGACCCUUUACUGCGCUCUUUGCAAGAUCGCGAUAUGCGCUCUUUGUCUUCGAGAUCGCCAUGCAGCUCAUCCCCACGAUGUGCUCCCAUUGGCCGCAGCUUGCAAGGCUCAAAAGGCGAGUGUUUUUAAUGUUUUUAUUUUUGUUUAAUUUUAUUUAU
Messenger RNA from Apis dorsata (giant honeybee), 1701 nucleotides. It is a transcript of the gene Trim9, whose product is annotated as E3 ubiquitin-protein ligase TRIM9-like. Gene Ontology annotation, biological process: positive regulation of DNA-templated transcription. Gene Ontology annotation, cellular component: chromatin; nucleoplasm. The transcript is spliced from 2 exons. NCBI's taxonomy places the organism in Eukaryota, Metazoa, Arthropoda, Insecta, Hymenoptera, Apidae. Gene Ontology annotation, molecular function: zinc ion binding; ubiquitin-protein transferase activity. The coding region runs from base 882 to 1691 and encodes 269 amino acids. The record is from RefSeq and is a predicted model, not a curated record.